GAUAUGGAGAGGGCGGGGAAUGUGUGCAGAAGUUUAUACGUGCUGGCUUACCAUCCCAAUGGAAGCUUUGGCAUUGUCUCGUUGUCAGAAACAGACUGUCCACUAUUCUUGUCGGAAAUUUUGAAAUUGGUGAAUUACAGUUCGGGCUUGGUUCAGGUACUGCCAAAUCUAAAUAUGCGCUUAUGAGAAGUGAGACAGAUUUGAGAAGCCAUCAUACUCAACAAGUAGUUCAACAUUUGGGCAAAUAAAAGAGCAUUUGUAGAAAAGUUAAGAGCGCGUUGCAGGUGGUGCUGUGCUCCGAUCUGAAUGUCAUGAGUUGUUGAGCAGUGCCAGCGGUCAUGGCAGAACUGGAGGUGGAUCAGUCCAACCUGCCCAGAGUCCAGGAGGUGUGCCAGUGUUUUGCUGUACUGGAGGAUGAAGCUCUAGCACAUAACCUACAGGAGCAAGAGAUUGAGCAGUACUACACCUCUAAUGUCCAGAGAAAUCAACUGGUACAGAAGGACAUACGUGUAGCCAAGAGACUGCAGGAUGAGGAGCAGCAAAGAGCUCAGAUACUUCAGCGCCAGACCACUCGACAGCUGGAGGAGCGGGACUCGGAGUAUGCACGCAUGAUUCAGGAGGAGAUCCAGCAUUGUGCGGAGGAGGCUCUCAGGAGGGAAGUGGAGGACGAGGUAAUAGCAAAAAGGAUACAGGAAGAGGAAGAGCUGUGUGCAAGACACAGUGGAAGUUACCAAAAUAAAGAUGUUCUAGAAUCCUCAAGUGUUCCUGCACCACCAUACUCACCUCGUCCUGUUUACACUCUUCACACUGAGCAUCAAUACAUCCACCAGCCUCCAAUCAGAAGAUGGCAGCACUCCCACUCGCCCAUCUACUCAGACUCUGAGGAGGACCUAAUUGAACACAGUAGGCCUACAGUUGUAACCAGUAGGAGCCGAAUGUACCGAGACUGCAGACCCAGUGUAGGACAGCAGAAAAAGCUGGUCAGCUCCAGUAGACCUUCAAGAGCUCAUUUAGAACAAGACAAUAGGAGCACAACGAGCCAAAGCAGCACUGUAAGCAGGGCUUCACACCUGUCAGGUGGAUGGGGUGAUGUCAUCAGGCUCAUUAAAAACGACUUGAGCGAGCAAGGCUACCUCAGCCACAGUUCUGAGGAUGAACUCUUUGAACCGGUCUAUAAGCUGGAGAAAAUACUGAGACAAAAGCAGCAAGUCUCAGAUCAGCGUCGGCUGAGUCGCCACAGCAGCGUGAGAGAAAAUAGUAGCAGAACAUGGCAGGGAGAAGGUUGUAGUCAUAGGGUGAGUUUUAGGGACAGGGACCAAGAAAGACGUGUUCAUUUCCUGGACGAAAGGAGGCGACCCAACAGUUACCAUGGCAACGGAUAUAGGUCAAAUGAAAAUGGUCACAAUGAUGCUAUGGAGAGAGAAGCAGGGAUACUAAGGGACAAUCAUACUCAUCCUACUUUGUUGGAUGGCCAACAUCGGACUCAAUCUCAUGGUUUUCAACGUAACAUUUCAGUGCGGCGUAGUUACCAUGGUGAUGUCAGGCUAAGCAGGAGGACAUCGGUGCAACAAGGAACCAGAACAAGCAGACACAAUGAAUCUGACUUUGUUAAUAGGGUGAGGCUCUCAAAUGAUGCUCCUUCACUGGAGUCUAGAGCAGGACAGUUGAUGGAGGAGGAAGGUCUAGGCCAUUUUAGAGAUGAAGUCAGAGGCAGAAACCAGAGGCAGAGAUCUCACACAUUGGCAGAGGAGGAAAGGAGGAUAGAAAGGGACCGCAGGCAUUACCGUGGGGAACAUAGAGUGAGGCGAAGCCAAAGUGAGCGCUGGCAGAUCUUUGAGGAAGAGAGAUUGAGCACAGAGGAGCAGGAGUUGGAGAGGGAGAGCAGAAAGGAGGAGAGAUGGAUGGAGAGACCAUGCAACCUCUCUCAGUAUUGCAGUGGCUGCUUUCCCAGAGAAGGACCUGCUAUUAGGAGUGGAAUGGCUGCUCUUGACUUGGGGGAGAUUGAGCAAGUGCUCUUGGAUGAGGAGCUGGCCCGCAGGCUUCAGGAAGAAGAGGAGAGUUUGGCCGGAGAGACUCCACAGGGUGCCUCUCCUCUUAAAAAGGUCUGUCCAGUAGGAGACUUCAAAGUGGCACAGGUCGCUCAAGAUGAGGAAAUUGCACGUUUUAUGCAGAAACAGGAAGUGAAGGCUAAGCGAAGGUCUCGUGAGCUGGACCUUGCUGAACCUGGACAAGAAUACAGGGCAAAUGUGAAUGACAGGAGAGCAGUAUGUGAGAGACAGAUACAGAGGCAAUGGCAGGACUCUGAGGGUCUUCAAUCCCCAGUUGAUGACUUCACACAAGAUUAUCAGCUUCUUAGCCCCAUUUCCAUGGCAGCGCCACAGCAACCCAUCAGGAAUGUUGCAGAGGAACUAGACCCCACCUUUCAAAGAAAGGGCACCACUGAAACAGGGCUGACCAUUAACGGUCCCUGUCAAAAUCCAACUUCCCAACAAGUUGGUUUGUUAAACCCCAUGGAGGAACCUACUUUUGUGCCACCCACGAAACGACAGAGUGACAAAUUGGGUCGAGUAAAGACCAAGGAGAAGGAGAAUGCGAAACAGAAAGAGAAUUGCAAGCAGCAGUGAUGCUUGACAUCUCAAUGAGUACAAUGAACUGCAACAAUGAAUUAAUAUUCAUAAAAGAUAGAAGGUAAAUAUUCUUAUCCCAUUCUUAUUUGGGGCUUUCCACUCUUCUGCUUUCUCCAGCAGUUGUGGGAAUUCUGUUGCAAUCAACCAAGUGAGCUUAACUCAUAAGCAAAACAGGGACAGUCCAUCCAAAUAAUACAACUAUUUACAAUUAAUGCAGCUAUUUAGCAGUAUUGCUGAACUUCUGUUCAGUGUCUUGCUUGUUUUGGUUUUAGCAGCUCUUUAUGGGCUGGUACAUCACCACAGACGGAAAGCUCCCACUAGUACUUCAUGACAUUACGCAAUGGACUUUUUGGCAUCCCAAAAUUAUACUAUUCACUGAUUUGAGUUGGCGUGUGGUUCUGUGAACCUCUCUGGAGUUUUUCUUGGGUUUUUCUUUUUUUUUUUCUGUGAAAGUUUGAUUUUUGAAGAUUGAGCAAGCGUUCUUUUAUAAGCAUCCUUACUUGUACAGUUUAAUACGCUGUAUUGCACGACCAGUUUCUCACUUGGGCCCUUAGUGUUGCAAUUCUCAAAUUUCUAUUUGUCUCUUCAUUAUUACCAAAUAUUCAUUAUAACAUUUGUAACAGAGCCCACGGAACUGCCAUUUUGCAAAAACAAGUCAUAUAUUCACAUAGGAAAGAAAAACAGUUUAAUGUUCUUAAUAUUUAGUGGUUUCUCAGAGGGAGAGAGAGAGUUCAGGCUUGAGACAUCCAGUAUAUAUUAUAUGUAUAUUAUAUACAGUAGCAGUUAUGAAAGGCUGGAGGAAAGAAAACUAUCACAUUUUUAUGUAGACACUGAGUGUCCAUGGUAUCCAGUACUGUUAUGGCAACACAAUGUAAAUAAUGUGUUAAGAGUCAAUGUGCCUUCAUUAAUUUAUAAGUUUCACAAACUGAUUUGUACAGAAGACACAAAUUAUAUAUAUAUAUAAUAUGCAUAUCUAUCUUGAUGUGUAUAAUCACUACCAAUAAAUAUUUUUUACAUUUA
This is a messenger RNA of Myxocyprinus asiaticus (Chinese sucker), 3647 nucleotides long. RefSeq names its product coiled-coil domain-containing protein 50-like. The transcript is spliced from 13 exons. The record is from RefSeq and is a predicted model, not a curated record. The coding region runs from base 339 to 2624 and encodes 761 amino acids. Lineage: Eukaryota; Metazoa; Chordata; Actinopteri; Cypriniformes; Catostomidae.